UCGUUGUCCGCUGCGGAUAGUCAUCUGCCGCGACCCUUUCGUUCCGGUGUACGGUAGUGCCAACUGCUCACAUCAGUAAGCGUCGCUCACCGUAGGAGAGAAUCGGAAGUCAAUUUCGGCGCUCAUGUCCAGAAUGUGUGGCCUUCAAUUUCCUGUAGCGAAAGCUAAACCAAUGCGACUUUCGCUCCUUUCGGGGAUUCGUCUUAUCGUCGCUGGCUGUCGAACAGACGGCGUACAAGCCGGCUUCCAGUCAUUUUGGUCUUCCGACACGCUCCCUCGGCCUCUGAAGAAGAAAUAUAUGGGCGAGAUUCUCAAAAUUGUACAUGUAUCUGCCCGGUAUUCGAACCUCCCGGCCCUGGAAAUGAAGUGGACAGUGGCGUUUGAUUAUUUCGCCGGUACCUGGACGGUUUGUCUUCUUCAUAGCUCGGGCCGAAAACUGCCAUUUCGGCAGUGACCAACUCUUUGCAUCGGGGUAUGAAUAUCUCAAAGUGCAGUACUGCUGCCGGGCGCGUGCGGAUUUCGGCUCCGAUCGUUUUAAAAAUAUCACAU
Messenger RNA from Guyanagaster necrorhizus, 549 nucleotides. RefSeq lists its product as uncharacterized. The record is from RefSeq and is a predicted model, not a curated record. The transcript has 4 exons. Bases 125 to 454 code for a protein of 109 amino acids. NCBI's taxonomy places the organism in Eukaryota, Fungi, Basidiomycota, Agaricomycetes, Agaricales, Physalacriaceae.